UCCAUUCAAAGUGGAGUGUGCUAUCCACAAGUUCACCAACAAAUCCAACACUUCAAUCUUCUUUUGUUAUCUCACCAUUGCAAACUUCAGAGCUUGUGAAGCCAAAGAGAAAACAAACACAAAUACUAGAAAUUAAGAGACACCCUUUUCAAUGGAAUCUGUUCUAAGCCAAGUUGGUACAGUUUUCUACCAAAAGCCACGUUUAGGUACUAAGUUCAAUACUUGUUCCUUUGGUAGGGUUGAUUCUAGGAGAGUAAGGAGUGUGGUGGUGGUGAAAGCAGAGACAGGGGGUGUGAAUAGUAUAAAUCCAGAUAUAAGGAAGAAUGAAGAUAAGGUUGUUGAUUCUGUUGUGCUCAGUGAGCUUGCUAAGCCUCUUACCCCUUAUUGCAGAUGUUGGAGAUCAGGAACUUUUCCUCUAUGUGAUGGAAGCCAUGUAAAGCACAACAAAGCCACAGGAGAUAAUGUUGGGCCUCUUCUUUUGAAAAAAUAAAUUUAAUAAUUUUGAUCACUUGUGUUAUGAGAGAUAUUAAAUUUUCAGAUGUUGCUUAUGUAUUAUAGACUUAACAUUUCAAUGUUUGAAGCUUAUUUUGCAAUUCAUCUAUAUAUUUGUUUGGUA
Messenger RNA from Trifolium pratense (red clover), 616 nucleotides. Its product is annotated as CDGSH iron-sulfur domain-containing protein NEET. Gene Ontology annotation, molecular function: 2 iron, 2 sulfur cluster binding. NCBI's taxonomy places the organism in Eukaryota, Viridiplantae, Streptophyta, Magnoliopsida, Fabales, Fabaceae. Gene Ontology annotation, biological process: regulation of autophagy. Gene Ontology annotation, cellular component: intracellular membrane-bounded organelle; mitochondrial outer membrane. The coding region runs from base 152 to 490 and encodes 112 amino acids. The record is from RefSeq and is a predicted model, not a curated record. The transcript has 2 exons.